Messenger RNA from Rhagoletis pomonella (apple maggot), 570 nucleotides. Its product is annotated as cleavage stimulation factor subunit 1-like. The annotation marks the transcript as partial. NCBI's taxonomy places the organism in Eukaryota, Metazoa, Arthropoda, Insecta, Diptera, Tephritidae. Gene Ontology annotation, biological process: mRNA 3'-end processing. The record is from RefSeq and is a predicted model, not a curated record. Gene Ontology annotation, molecular function: RNA binding; protein binding. Gene Ontology annotation, cellular component: mRNA cleavage stimulating factor complex. The transcript has 2 exons.
AUGCGCGAUAUUGAAAUUUUGGAUCCCAGAAAUCUUGUGAAGAAUCGUGAAAUCCUAUAUAGACUUAUUAUAAGUCAAUUGAUGUACGAUGGCCUGGAAAAAUUUGCAAUGGAACUCUCUAUGCUCGUGAAAGCAGAUGAAUGUGCUCCGAGCGAACGCUUGUUACAUGUUAUGAUCGCUGGCAUGCAGGCUACAACGGAAAAACCUAUAGCUCCUAAGGACGACGUGCUGCCUGGCAUUGAUUUGGAGUUCGAACCUGAAGCGUCUGCGCUAGCACCUGAGCCAGCUUCUUAUGAAACUGCUUAUGUCACAUCGCACAAGCAAUCAUGUCGUGCGGGUGCAUUUAGCCACGAUGGUACAUUGGUUGCCACUGGUAGUGUAGAUGCUAGUAUAAAAAUUUUAGACGUUGACCGUAUGUUGGCUAAAUCGGCACCAGAAGAUAUUGAACCAGGACGCGAACAACAAGGUCACCCAGUUAUUCGUACACUUUAUGAUCACACAGAUGAGGUGGCCUUUUUGGAAUUUCACCCAAGAGAACACAUUUUGGCUUCUGGUUCGCGUGAUGGUACC